AUGUUUAGCUUCCGGAUAAGCCACUUCCUUUGUUCGCUAGCCCUUCUAAGUCGCCUUCUCACCAGCAUUGAUGCGCAAGGGCAUCCCAACCUUCCCAAGAAAGGUGUUGGUGCCGGAUCCCCAAACAAGAAACCUGAAGUUCGUCUGGCCAAGGUCGACAUCCAAUGCGGGAACAACUACAACACGUUCCCAAUGGAGAAAGGUUUUGUCUCGUGCACGAAUUAUGGCGAAUGGCAGUACAGGUGUAAGGAGGAAAGCUGCUAUGUGGGAGCGGACCGGAAAACGUUGGCCUCCAAAGAACUCUACUUUUACGAAUGCGCACGGCUAGGGAUUGAGGAACUUCUUCCGAGAAUACUGGCUGUUAGGUAUAAAGCGGCUAAUCGAGGCGGUGCCAUAGAAAUCAUGGAUACAAACGGUCAAGAAUAUAGUUGUCGUUGGACAAAGACGACUGAUCCGGCAAAUGUCAGAGUUUCAUGCUCACACUGCGAGGAGCAUAGUUUCCUCAGUCCAAUCAAACCCCGAAGAAGCGAGCUGUAG
Molecule: messenger RNA, 537 nt
Organism: Puccinia graminis f. sp. tritici CRL 75-36-700-3
Lineage: Eukaryota; Fungi; Basidiomycota; Pucciniomycetes; Pucciniales; Pucciniaceae
Exons: 5
Coding region: 1-537 (178 amino acids)
Source: RefSeq, a predicted model, not a curated record